Molecule: messenger RNA, 1527 nt
Organism: Baudoinia panamericana UAMH 10762
Lineage: Eukaryota; Fungi; Ascomycota; Dothideomycetes; Mycosphaerellales; Teratosphaeriaceae
Exons: 5
Coding region: 1-1527 (508 amino acids)
Biological process (GO): transmembrane transport
Cellular component (GO): membrane
Molecular function (GO): transmembrane transporter activity
Source: RefSeq, a predicted model, not a curated record
AUGGAGGUUGAGGCUGCGCACCUUGAGCGCACCAUCUCCGACGAGUCCACCGCCUCAGCCAAGGAGAACGAUGCUCGCAUCCACGCUUUCACCCCUGAGCAGCAGAAGAAGAUCAUCCGCCGCAUCGACUACCGUCUCGUCUUGACGCUCGGAUGUCUCUACUGUGUUUCGCUCAUGGACAGAACGAAUCUGGGCAUUGCUGUUGUGGCUGGCAUGGCCGUCGACUUGAAGCUCGUCGGCUACCGAUACAGUAUCAUCACCCUCGUCUUCUUCAUCACCUACGUCCUUCUUCAGCCGCCGGCAACCGUUGUGUUGAGGAAGGUCGGCCCGAGAGUUUUCCUGCCCACCAUCACCAUCCUUUGGGGAGUGACGAUGAUCUGCUUCGGCUUCUUGACGAACUACGAGCAGAUGCUUGGUCUCCGACUCGUGCUCGGUAUCUUCGAAGCCGGCUUCUUCCCCGGCUGCGCGUACCUGCUCAGCUGCUGGUACCCCCGCUACGACCUGCAGAAGCGUAACGCCGUGUUCUACCUCAUUGGCAGCAUGUCGUCCGCUUUCUCCGGCAUCCUCGCCUUCGGCUUCUCGCACCUUGCAGGACACGGUAACCUCGGCCCUGCGUACGGUCAGCAUUAUGCGAAGACGAAGACGGCACCGGCCGGCAUCAAGCCUGGCAUUGCUGGAUGGCGAUGGAUCUUCAUCCUCCAAGGUGUAAUUACUGUCGUCGUUGCCGUCAUCGGCGCCUUCACCAUCUGCGAUUUCCCAGACAAGGCUGCCAAGAAGACUCGCUCCUGCGCUCUGCCAUUCCUCAACGCUGAAGAGGCUGCCUUCGUCGUAGCCAGGAUUGAGCAGGAUCGUCAUGAUGCCAUUCCUGAGCCAUUCAGACUUGGACAUUACCUGAAGCAAGCCUGCGACUCGAAGAUCUGGGGUUUUGCUUGGUUGUUCGGCUUGACCACCACUUGCACCUACGCCAUCGCCUACUUCCUCCCCAUCAUCCUCAACGAGGGCAUGGGCUUCAGCGUCGGCGCCUCGCAGUGCCUGAUCGCCCCACCUUACGUCUUUGCCGCGCUCUGGAUGUACGCCUGCGCCGUCCUUGGUGACAAGUACCACAUCCGUGGCCCAUUCAUCAUCUUCAACGCUCUUCUGGGCGUUCUUGGUCUUGCUCUCCUCGGCUUCACGAAGAACGCCGGUGUUCGGUACUUCGGUGUCUUCUUGGCCACCACUUCCUGCAACUCCAACAUCCCCUGCGUCCUUACUUACCAGGCGAACAACAUCCGUGGACAGUGGAAACGUGCGCUUGCCUCUGCAACCCUCGUUGGUGCAGGCGGUAUUGGCGGUAUUGUCGGCAGCACUGUGUUCAGAUCUCAGGACAAGCCAGGCUACAAGCCAGGCAUGUACGCGACUCUGUUGGCCAGCGCCUUGAUUGUGCUCAUCACCUGUGCGCUCGAGUUCAAGUUCUGGCGGGCCAACAAGCGCGCUGCUGCCGGUGGCAAGGUGAUUGAGGGACUGGCUGGCUUCCGCUACACCUUGUAG